UAAAAAAAUCGCGAAUUUUCAUUUUGCAAGCAAAAUAUUGAUUAACCUCAGCUAAUUUUAGCUGUUGUAUAAAAUUUUACGCUUAUCAUAAUGUGUUGUGGGCUGUAAUGGACUGAUAAUAGUAGAUAUUAUUAUGUUUAAUAAAUUAUUUAGUCGAUUAUUUGUUGUGUGUGUGUAAAUAGUAAAUAUUUGUUCUGAUAACAGGAUGGGAAACACCAGUAAAAAGCUGGCAGCGAAAUGUACGUUACUAACGAAGGAAGAACAAAAGUAUGUGGCGGCUACGUUCAGAGCCGCCAGCAAGAACUCGGAAAGGAUCCGUGAGGACGACCUGAUAGUGAGUGGCAAAGUAGAUGCCGUGUUGCUAGAAAAAUUCUGGGGCCCCCAAAUAGACCCUCGACUAGCGCAGUACUUAUCGAACUUCCUCUUCGGGUCAGGCCAGCAGAAGUCGCCGUCGGUCGACUUCAAUAGGUUUGCGGAGCUGUACGUGUAUAAUGUAAGAGGAACAGUGGACGAGAGAAUGAUGGUCACAUACAACAGUUUAGGGAAGGAUUAUAACGAAACCGUCGAGUUGCCUUAUCAAUUAUUAAGAGAGUACUGCGAGAGCAUAGCAUCAACGUACAUAAAGAUACUAAAGUCGUCGACUUCGCAUCGCGCGCGCACGUGGAUAGAGAAAGGCUUCCGAGGCAAGGCGUCACACGUGCAAGCCUUGGGGGAGGCGGUCGCUGCCACGGUAGGGGGGGAUUUGGACUCCCCCCAUCAUCACUGUACAGCAGACCAGCUGUCUAAAUGGCUCCAAACCAACAUUCUGCUGAAGCAACUGGCAGAGCUGGUGUUCGUGAACCUCUACGGCAUCAACAAGAAGGCUGGCGAUGAGAGUCCCACGCCGCUACCACCUUCUAUGCCUUCUCUGCUUCCAAUUCCUGAGGGUCUAGACGCCAUGCCGGACUACCCAGCGUUCAUUGACCUGUCCCACAUCGUGUGGCUGAACAGCCAUCUGCCGCAGAAGCAUCAGCACAAGUGGCGGUUUCUGUUCUCUUCUCAUAUACAUGGAGAAUCUUUCUCGACUAUGGCUGGUCGCAUCCAGGACCAGGGUGCAUCAGUACUGAUCUUAGAGGACAAUAGCGGGCAUAUAUUUGGAGGCUACGCCCCGGUCUCCUGGUCUAUAGGACCCAACUUCACAGGCGACGAAGAUUCGUUCCUAUUCGCGCUCGCGCCCAAAAUGCGGGCUUAUCCCUCCACCGGCUACAACGAUCACUAUCAGUACCUUAACCAUCACACGAAAACGCUGCCCAACGGUUUGAUAAUGGGCGGGCAGUUCGAAUUCGGCGGCAUUUGGAUCGAUGCGGAUCCGUUCGGCGCAGGCGCCUCCGCUGAGUCUUGCAGCACCUACCGCGGCUACAAACGACUUAGCAAGGAACCCACCUUCCGUAUCAGGAGUUUGGAAGUGUGGGGGGUCGGAGACAAGCCCGUGGUUAAUAAGGACGAGGGGGCCAUAGCAUAUUCCUGCAGCACCUACCGCGGCUACAAGCGACUUAGCAAGGAACCCACCUUCCGCAUCAGGAGUUUGGAAGUGUGGGGGGUCGGAGACAAGCCCGUGGUUAAUAAGGACGAGCGACUUAGCAAGGAACCCACCUUCCGCAUCAGGAGUUUGGAAGUGUGGGGGGUCGGAGACAAACCUGUGGUUAAUAAGGACGAGCGACUUAGCAAGGAACCCACCUUCCGCAUCAGGAGUUUGGAAGUGUGGGGGGUCGGAGACAAGCCCGUGGUUAAUAAGGACGAGUACGCCGGGUCGAACCAGGCCAGCGUGCUCAAGACACACAAGUCCGAAUACAAGAUGCUGCAGAUGAUGGGCAAGCCAGUCGGAGAGACCAAUUUUUGA
Ostrinia furnacalis (Asian corn borer) is the source of this 1879-nucleotide messenger RNA. RefSeq names its product TLD domain-containing protein 1. The record is from RefSeq and is a predicted model, not a curated record. Lineage: Eukaryota; Metazoa; Arthropoda; Insecta; Lepidoptera; Crambidae. Gene Ontology annotation, biological process: response to oxidative stress. Gene Ontology annotation, cellular component: nucleus. Bases 206 to 1879 code for a protein of 557 amino acids. The transcript has 14 exons.